Molecule: messenger RNA, 730 nt
Organism: Mercurialis annua (annual mercury)
Lineage: Eukaryota; Viridiplantae; Streptophyta; Magnoliopsida; Malpighiales; Euphorbiaceae
Product: snakin-2-like
Exons: 3
Coding region: 85-540 (151 amino acids)
Source: RefSeq, a predicted model, not a curated record
GACCCGUAAAAUUAAUGAAUUUUAAAUUGAUUGAAAAAAAUGGAUAACCAACGGAUAGAUAAGCUCGAUAAUAAAAAGUAGCCCAUGGGUAAAAUGGUAAUAGAGAUACCAAAAAAGUCCCCUAUAAAGUGCCAUACAACACUGCCUGCUUCUCACUACACUUGUACUAUCAAAACACAAGCAUCAUUUUCAGAGUUAAGAUUGCUUUUGUUUCAAAUGGCAUUACGCUCCCUUCUUUUUCUCUCAUUUUUUCUCUUCUUCGUCAUCCUCCAGGUUUCAUCCGACUCGGAGACCCAAGGCCAAAGCACUAAUCAGCUGGUGAAAGGAACCAAUAGAAGGCUCUUGCCAUUCAUGGAUUGUGGAGGGUUGUGCAAUGAGAGGUGCAGUUUACACUCGAGGCCAAAUGUGUGCAAGAGGGCAUGCCGGACUUGCUGCUACAGAUGCCAGUGUGUUCCUCCGGGCACCGCCGGAAAGAGAGAACUGUGCGGGAAGUGCUAUACGGACAUGAAAACUCACGGCAACAAAACCAAGUGCCCUUAGUUUUAUUAAACAACCUCUGUGUUUUGUUAAAAUUAAAUAAUCUCCGCUUGCCUUGGCUGGCUUACAUAUGCAUGUAUGCAUCUCAAUGUUUGUAAUGAAGUUUCUGUGCAAAAAUCUCACUUUUUCUGCCACCGUGCAUUUUAGAUAAAUAAUGUAAUAAAAUCUGUUUAUAACAAAGUUAUUUUUUUUA